AUGCCUAAAAACUACAAAAAACGAUCUACCGUCAACAUUGGCCAAGUAAAAGCAAGUUCAACAAAUGAAACCAGCAUUAUUACUUCACUAGAAAAUGAAGUCAAAGAAUUACGCGAAAUGGUGAAUGAACUCUCGAUAUACAAGGAAAUCAUAAAGAAUUAUGAAUCAAAAAUCAAAUCUUUGGAGAGUGAAAAUGCCCAACUUCGUCAAAAACAAGCUUAUGUCGUGAAUAAAAAUAAUGAAUAUAAAAAAAUACUUCAUGAUAAGGUUAAAAAUUUACAGAUGGAAAUGGAAAAUAAAUCAUCUGAAAUCACGGAAACGUCCACGUCUUUAGAUAAAGUAAAAGACGAAAAUAAAAAAUUAAGAGAUGCUUUGAAGAAUAUAGACCAGAAACCUAUUGGGAAGAAUAACGAUUUUGAUGUGAAAUUAAUCGAUUUUGAAUGGUCUGGAGAAGUUGGUUUUACACGUUAUUCUUACUUUAUGAAUUUUGAUAUUCAAUGGCCGGAUGGAGCAGAAGAUGGGGAACUAGUCUCAAAGAACCACGAACUCAUCAUAUUGGAGCAAACCUUUCGAAGGAGUUUAUUAUAA
Molecule: messenger RNA, 588 nt
Organism: Ambispora leptoticha
Lineage: Eukaryota; Fungi; Glomeromycota; Glomeromycetes; Archaeosporales; Ambisporaceae
Source: the annotation of a GenBank genome assembly